This is a messenger RNA of Haemorhous mexicanus (house finch), 3772 nucleotides long. It is a transcript of the gene FAM20C, whose product is annotated as FAM20C golgi associated secretory pathway kinase. The coding region runs from base 1191 to 2855 and encodes 554 amino acids. Gene Ontology annotation, biological process: protein phosphorylation. Lineage: Eukaryota; Metazoa; Chordata; Aves; Passeriformes; Fringillidae. The record is from RefSeq and is a predicted model, not a curated record. Gene Ontology annotation, cellular component: Golgi apparatus. The transcript has 11 exons. Gene Ontology annotation, molecular function: protein serine/threonine kinase activity.
GCAGGAGCGCCGAUCCCAGCCGGGCACACACACACACCGCGCUGCUGCUUCGCUGUGCUGUUCCUGCUGAUUCUUCUCUCCUCUACCGCUUCUCUUUUUUUCCCCUUUAUAUAUUUUUUUUCCCCCAAACCUUUGUGGAACAGACGCCCUCUCCUUGCCCCAGUUGGAGCUGCAGUAGAAUGAAAAGGGGGGGUGGGAAAGAGGGAGGAGAGGAGGGAAAAAAAAAACCUCUUUUGGUUGAGGUUUUCCUGUUACUAUCACUGUAGCGUUUAUUUAGCCAAUCUCCUAACUAUGACGUGAGGAAGGCAGGAAUCAUGGCUCGCUCAUAAUAUUUAACACACCCACUGAAAGCUGGAGCUGCAGAGCUACUAGUCCAACCAGUCUCCAGAAUUCAGUGUAGCUGAAAGAGGUUUUCACUCUGCACCUGCCAAAGAUCUCUCCCCCCUUUUCCUUCUCUCCCCCCUUCUUUCUUCCAUUCUCUCUCUCUUUAAAAAAAAGAUCUGUAAGACCCAGCAGAGAUCAAAGACCUCUUCGCUAAAAAGAACCUCUACUGAUUUAUAUUAGUUUCUUUCCUCUAAUCCUUCCUUCUCUCCCCUCUUUUUUUUUUUUUUUCUGUGCCAUAUUUAACCUUUAUGUUGCAGUUGUGCCAUCAGACAGUUUUGCAGCCAAAAAAAAACAACCCAAGCCAAAGCACAAGCCCGGCUCGGAUACAGCAGCCACCCAGACUCGAUCUCAGUUGAACUUACUAAUCUCUCCCAAGCACUGGACGCGAUGGAUGAAGAAACUGGAACCGCUCUAAGGAAAUGAUUUUCCAGCCAAUGUUCUUAAAGAGUCUGAGAGAAGAGAGGGAGCAAGAGCGAGCGGGGAGCGCUUCUGCUGCAUCACUGCUCAAAUCCAAGGGAAAGGAGUCAGCGUUUCCAGCACAGCCAAAUAUUAUGGAUGAUUUUUUUUCUUCUGUCGCCUUUCCGCACAGUUCUUGAUGAUACUGAGACAUGAGGACCUAUCGGGUUUAGCCUGUUUAUUUCCCGGCGCCUAUGGAGGUAACUUUAUUGACUUGAUCGCUCUCUUCCCGACCCGAGAGGAGCACGCCGGAGCCCCGGGGGGGGCCCGGCAGCCCCGCGCCCGCCCGGGCUCUGUCCGCCGCCUCCCCUCCCUCCCCCUCCCCCGGUAAUUCAUCAGCCGCCCCGGCCAUGAAAAUGCUCCUGGUCCGCAAGUUCCGGGUGCUGAUCCUGAUGGUGUUCCUCGUCGCCUGCACCAUGCACAUCAUGAUCGACCUGCUGCCGCGCCUGGAGCGCCGGGGCCCCGAGGGCCGCCCGGGCUGCUCCUGCCCGCCGCCCGCCGCCGCGCCGCCCCGCGCCGCCGCGCCGCGCUGGCCCAGCAAGCACACGCUGCGGAUCCUGCAGGACUUCAGCGCCGAGCCGGCCUCCAACCUCUCGUCGCAGUCGCGGGAGGCGGCGGAGCGGGCGGCGGGCGGCGGCGGCGGCGCGGGCGGCGGGGGCGCGGCGGCGGCGGGGAGGGCGCGGCGCUUGAUCGGCCCCGGGGCGCCGCGCCCGCCGCCCCCCGCCGGCAACGCCGCCCCGCUGGCCGCGCUCUUCGAGCACCCGCUGUACCGCGCCGCCCUGCCCCCGCUGGCCGACGGCGACCUCCUCUUCAAUGUCAACAGCGACAUCAGGUUCAACCCGCGGGCGGCCGAGCAGCCCGAGUGGCAAAAUGAAGAUCAUCAUGAAGAAUUUUUGCCAACUGGAGAGACCUCCAUAGACUCCUACCCAAACUGGUUAAAAUUCCACAUUGGCAUUAAUCGGUACGAGCUCUAUUCCAGACAUAAUCCUGCAAUUGAGGCUCUACUGCAAGACCUUGUCUCCCAAAAGAUAACCAGUGUUGCAAUGAAAUCAGGAGGCACCCAGCUGAAGCUGAUCAUGACAUUCCAGAACUAUGGACAAGCAUUGUUUAAACCAAUGAAGCAAACCAGAGAACAAGAAACCCCGCCUGACUUUUUUUACUUCUCAGACUAUGAGAGACAUAAUGCAGAAAUAGCAGCAUUUCAUCUCGACAGGAUCCUGGAUUUCCGGCGCGUGCCCCCGGUGGCAGGCAGGCUGGUUAACAUGACGAGGGAAAUUCGAGAUGUUACUCGUGACAAGAAGCUGUGGAGAACAUUUUUCAUCUCACCAGCCAACAACAUCUGCUUCUAUGGGGAGUGCUCCUACUACUGCUCAACAGAGCACGCCCUGUGUGGGAAACCAGAUCAGAUCGAAGGGUCCCUGGCUGCUUUCCUGCCUGAUUUGUCACUAGCAAAAAGGAAAACCUGGAGAAACCCCUGGAGGCGUUCCUACCACAAGCGCAAGAAAGCAGAAUGGGAAGUUGAUCCAGAUUAUUGUGAAGAGGUUAAACAAACACCCCCAUAUGACAGUGGGACCAGAAUUCUGGAUAUAAUGGAUAUGACAGUUUUUGAUUUCCUAAUGGGUAACAUGGAUCGACAUCACUACGAAACCUUUGAGAAGUUUGGAAAUGAAACUUUUAUCAUCCACUUAGAUAAUGGAAGAGGGUUUGGAAAAUAUUCCCAUGAUGAACUUUCCAUUUUGGUGCCUUUAAACCAGUGCUGCAGAAUCAGGAAAUCUACCUAUCUGCGAUUACAGCUGCUAGCCAAGGAGGAGUACAAACUCAGUCUCCUGAUGAAAGAAUCUUUGCUAAAAGACAAAAUAGCUCCAGUCCUCUACCAGCCUCACUUGGAGGCCAUGGACAGGCGGCUGCGGAUCGUGCUCAAGGCUGUCAGUGACUGCAUAGAGAAGGAUGGCUAUGACAACGUGGUUGAAAAUGACUUUAACCCUGAUGCUGACACUGUAACAACUGAGAGGUAGUGAAAUGGCAAGACUACGUUUUUACCAGCCGAGUCAAGAAGAUUCAAAGAAGGAAAAGAAACGACAGAACAACAACAACAACAAAAAUAAAGUCUUGCAAAAGACUGUGUAUGCUACUUUGUGAAUUCAGUGAAUUCAGAAAUGAGGUAUAAUUGUUCCCAAAGUAGGUAAAGUGUAGACUCUGCAAAGGAUUAGUUCAUUAAGAAAAAUAAGUCUAAUGUGAUGCUUUUCAUUAGUUCCUGAAGAGAGAUUAUGAAAAGAUUCAGAAAAUACUCAAUCACGGACAGACAGCAGUCUGAUAGCAAAACACCUCCUGUCCUUUUUGUAUAGAAAGGAGGCCUUUACUUAAUAUUUUGUAUUUAUAUAUGGUAUAUCUAUGAAACCCCAGACCUACCUUCCAAAUUUAACUAAGAGGGACAGCAUAGUUUUGUGACUCACACUUUAUUUGUGGUGACAGUCCACUUAGUAUUUUGUGUUAACCCUUUAAGUGCUCUAAUCCACUGUAUCUUAUUUAAAUUGAAUGCUUAUUUUCCCCCCAGCUACUCAGCAUUUAAAGGGUUAAGGCAUUAUGAACUUUAAAAGGCAAAAAAUAAUAAUAAUAAUGAUAAUAAAUACAGGGGUUACCAGAAGGGAAUUUCACUAAUUGUGCUUUGACAGGAAUACUUGAAUGUUGGUUUUACAAAGUGAUGUAAAAUGACAAGUUGUACUAUUUGUCCAUAAGGAGGUGGCAGCUCUUAUCUUUCUAGACUAUCAUAGCUGAGCUGCUACUUUUCAAUUUUGCUUUUGAUAGUUUUGUGUAAAUAUAUACAUAUAUGGGUAAAAAGCUGCUUUCAGCAGCUCUAGGCUUACUUUUGCAGCAUUUUUGUGGAAUUGUUUGCAACGUGGUAAAAGUGCAAUAAAGAUAUGCAAAAUGUGGA